Anopheles gambiae (African malaria mosquito) is the source of this 1560-nucleotide messenger RNA. RefSeq lists its product as uncharacterized. NCBI's taxonomy places the organism in Eukaryota, Metazoa, Arthropoda, Insecta, Diptera, Culicidae. The coding region runs from base 365 to 889 and encodes 174 amino acids. The record is from RefSeq and is a predicted model, not a curated record. The transcript has a single exon.
CCUUCGCCGGCGGGACAACAUUGUAUUUGCGGUGGUGACUUGGCGCAGUGUGUAACUCGCUCCGGCUAGCGAAACGCCGUUCUGUGCAAAUCUCCAGACUGUUCCGUUUUGGCUGUGAAUAGCGUUAACCGAAAGAGUUUGCUUUGCUGCUUGUGGUGUGUUUGGAAGCGUCAGAUCGAUACUGGUGGCGUUCAGUUUAGAAUAUUAUCGCUCUGGAUAGAACCUUCCAAUCUAGAGGUGUUAUAACAGAGGAUCAAUAUUGGGCAACAGUGUAGCCCUGUUUGUGUUGUGAUUGUGAAAACAGCUCAACUCAACAAGCAACCGUCGCUCAAACAGUCCCAGUCUCGAAGGGUUUCUCUCAGCGAUGAAGUCACGCAGCUCCUGCGGUCAUCUGGCGCAGGCAAUGGUGAUGGUGUGGCUGUUGCACGCUUCCACACUGCUGCUAUCAUCCACCAACGGCCAGGAGUACGACAGCAGCUAUGAAGAGCAUCUCAACUUUAGCGAUGUGUUUACGGACAUUGCGGAGGACCUAACGACCGGCUACAGCCAUGGAGGUCCGGAGACCAUCCACACAGCCUUCCGGAGCCACUGUCAGGCCUGCCAGUUCCGGAACGUGUACGCGAUGGCUUCGCUCAAAUCGAUCCAGGCGCACGUACUGAUGAAGCUCGGCAUUGACUCCAUGCCGAACAGGACGCAGUACCCGAAGAUACCGCGCCACAUUUUGGAAAGCUUCACCAGGCAGGAGGGUGUGCCCCUGCACACGCCCAGCAUGGUGCGCGAUACGGACUACAUGGCGGACGAACCGUCCGCCGGGGUGGAGGAGAUUGAGGAGGACUUUGACUACUAUCCGAUCACGAACAAGAUCUACAUUCUGGCGAAACGUGAGUAGUGUGCGAAGUUAACUGAACGCAUCCACUAACGGCUCCUUGUGUCUUUGUUUCUUUCCAAACCGUUGAUUGUUUAAUGUUACAGGAAAAGCAAACCGACCGAAAACACUCGAAUCAUAACAGCGUUUUUAGUUUUUAAGAUUAGCGUUCUAAGCACCUGGGGAUAACAUACAUUUUGAAUAUUAAUUAUUUCUUUUCCAGUUUACCUAACCUUUAUCUUUGACCUUUAUUUCAGAAUUCGUCGAUUAUUUUAAGUCGCUAUGUUCGAUAUAAAUUAUUAACCCAUUUCUUUCCUUUCACUAGGGUUAUCUUACAAUCUUGAAGCUCUUCUCCUUUCCAGGCCACUUCGAUGAAGCUCAGGCUCAGGUGAUUUCACCCGGCUUACCAGCAACAAUCCGGGGCCUUCCUUAUCUCGCAACGCUUUAUCCUCAACCCUCAAGGGUACGAGCAAAAAGGGAUCAUUUAUAAGGAUUUAUCUCAAACGUUCGAGCCACUUUAGGGCCGCCCCAUCCAAUUGGAUAUAUUUUAACAUCCCGUUUAAGCUUGUCCCAAGUGGUUUAAAUUAAUCGACACGCUCUUCAAUGUCGUUGUCGGGGCACUUUCCGUGCUUAAAUGAAAACUGGGCACGAAAGGACACAAAUAAAAGUUCCCUCUUGGAAGGUAAUUAUUCACA